UUUUCCAAUUCAUUUGCAGGUUACUGGAAAGAUGACCACCCUCACUCGGCAGGAUCUAAACUUUGGACAAGUGGUUGCAGAUGUUCUCUCUGAGUUUCUCGAAGUGGCAGUUCACCUUAUCCUUUAUGUUAGAGAAGUUUACCCCAUUGGAAUCUUUCAGAAGAGGAAAAAAUACAAUGUCCCAGUCCAGAUGUCCUGUCACCCAGAGCUGAAUCAGUACAUCCAGGACACGCUGCACUGUGUGAAGCCACUACUCGAGAAGAAUGAUGUGGAGAAGGUGGUGGUGGUGAUCCUGGAUAAAGAGCACCACCCCGUGGAGAGAUUUGUCUUUGAGAUCACUCAGCCACCUCUACUUUCCAUCAGCUCAGACUCCCUGUUGUCCCACGUAGAGCAGUUGUUGCGUGCCUUCAUCCUGAAGAUUAGCGUGUGUGAUGCCGUACUUGACAACAACCCCCCAGGCUGCACCUUCACUGUCCUAGUUCAUACGAGGGAGGCUGCCACAAGAAACAUGGAGAAGAUCCAGGUGAUCAAGGACUUCCCAUGGAUCCUGGCAGAUGAGCAGGACGUGCACAUGCAUGACCCCCGGCUAAUCCCCCUGAAGACCAUGACCUCAGACAUCUUAAAGAUGCAGCUCUAUGUAGAAGAAAGAGCCCACAAAGGUACCUGAUGCUGACUCUUGUAAUCAUCUUCAGCCUUGUCCAAGGCUCAGAUCAUCCAGAGGAAUCAGGUGUCUACUACUGGGAUGCAACUUACCUAGUGAACAGGUGCUUUUUCAGCUGGCUCCAGUGACAAUGUCCCUCGAGCAGCUACUGAGGGCCACGUGACUAUGAGUUUAAAGUGCCCUUACUGCUCGCUUUAUAUAGAACUGACUCCUACAUGUGAGCAGGCUGUUUGGUGUGGGUUUGUGUGUGGAGUGUUUUAGUAAAUCCUCAGAUACAAAGCGGGGGGGGGAGGUAAUACAAGCUGCAGGUGGGAAUCAGAAUUUCUCAUUUUGUUUUUUAUUAGCCCAAUUUAAGCAUUAAUAGGGUAGUUCAAUUGUACAUUGAUACUUGUAUGUCAAUGACCAUUUUUGUUACCUAUGAGUAUCCAGCUGGAUAAAGCUGUGUUUGUUGUGCUGGAAGUCUGAGAUUGGGGGCCAACUUUGUUCCUGCUGUGACUGGUGAAAUCACUGGACUUACAGCAGGGAUGAGGGGGUCCUGACAUACAAUGUGUGUCCCCUGUGAGUGAUCUGUAGUUAUCAAUAAAUACUGAGCGAGUUUUACCA
Messenger RNA from Pelodiscus sinensis (Chinese soft-shelled turtle), 1264 nucleotides. Lineage: Eukaryota; Metazoa; Chordata; Testudines; Trionychidae. The record is from RefSeq and is a predicted model, not a curated record.